CAACAGAAUAAGAUCAAACUUUGAUAAGUCUUGCUUUGUAUUGCUUGCCUUGUUUACAUCUCUUUGUAGAAGAGAACAUCAUGUUAUGCUUUCUUUGGAUCAUGUUUCCAAUCUUUGCACUACUGGUGGACGCUGGAGGAGCGGGGUCGGGCAGCGCAGAGGCAAAGGCUGGUGGCGGCAAUGGGAAGGCUGGCGGAGGGGUGAAAGGAGGAGUGAUGGGUAAUGUUGCCAACCAGGGGGCUAUGAAUGGUGUCAUGAUGAACGGGCAACCCUUUCUAGCCCAGGUCAUCCCAGUUGGUGGGUCAUUCUUGAUUCAACAGCCGGGUGCUCCUAUUGGUCAGGCUGCUGUACCUCAGUUGGUCUCCAUUGGACCAUUCCGGCAGUUUGGAGCACUUCCCGUAGGGCAGGCUGGAGCAGCCAAUGGGGUGCCACAGCUACAGGGACAGCUGCCUCAGCUACCCAAUGGGGCAGUACCACUGUAUGCCAUACUGCCCCAGCCCAAUGCCAUGGGAGGUCCCCAGGCUCCAGUGUUCAUCCCUGCUCAAGUACAGAUGAUCCCGGUGGGAGGGGGGAACAUGCAGCAGCCAGGAGCAGCGCCCAGGGGAGCUGCCAAAGUCAAGAGGUGGCUAGUUGGAGGUGAGGUGGAAGAGUCUUCAGGGACAGGUACUACUAUGGAAGUCAAGCAGACCUCUUGAAACAUCUACAUUUAUCAUUACUGAUGUGGUUCUUUGUUUAACUGAUUGGACCAUAUCUGUGUUGGUAACCUAUUUUGAUUAAAUCAUUUUUCUGUAAAGUCAAUGGAUUUAAAUAAAUGAUUAAAGAGGAAUUGA
Molecule: messenger RNA, 830 nt
Organism: Osmerus eperlanus (European smelt)
Lineage: Eukaryota; Metazoa; Chordata; Actinopteri; Osmeriformes; Osmeridae
Exons: 7
Coding region: 81-695 (204 amino acids)
Source: RefSeq, a predicted model, not a curated record